Molecule: messenger RNA, 883 nt
Organism: Boeremia exigua
Lineage: Eukaryota; Fungi; Ascomycota; Dothideomycetes; Pleosporales; Didymellaceae
Product: pre-mRNA branch site protein p14
Exons: 5
Coding region: 78-425 (115 amino acids)
Molecular function (GO): RNA binding
Source: RefSeq, a predicted model, not a curated record
UACUCGUCCACCCCACGCCGCUCUUCCGACCGUGCACCCAUACGCCCUCUCGAACACUCCACCACAGUCGCCAAAGUAUGAGUCGCGGUGGAAAACUUGCCCCCGAAGUCAAUCGAGCUCUCUUCGUAAAGAACCUGAGCUUCAACGUCACUCCAGAGGAGCUUUUCGACCUCUUUGGCAAGUUCGGCCCGGUGCGCCAAAUCCGCCAGGGCAUCGCCAACAACACCAAGGGCACUGCAUUCGUUGUCUAUGAGGACGUAAUGGACGCAAAGUCGGCUUGCGACAAGCUGAACGGCUUCAACUUCCAGAACCGUUACCUCGUCGUAUUAUACCACCAGCCAGACAAGAUGAUCAAGGCCGCAAAUGAUCUCGCCGAGCGCCAGGAGAACUUAGAAAAGCUCAAGCAGCAACACGGUAUCGAUUAGCAUGAGGAGAGGCCCCAGGAAACGGUGAACUCGCGAGAGCGAAUUAGUAAUAAAUAUCCUGCGGGCCUCAAGACUGAUAGCGUACACUCGAAGCAUUCAUCCGACGGCGGCGGCGACCACCCACGGUCGUCUACGACAAGUUCGGCACGUACGAAGCGCUCCACAUCCAUUUCGAAGGACGCCUCGACACCGCCCGGCCGCGACCGCGACUGGUACGGCGUCAAGCUGUCCAUCAAGGGGCUCUGGAAAUCAGUUAUUAGGGUUGGCGUUUAAGGAGGUCAUGACACGUUUACGAACGACACAUGCAUGGGUGAACUAUGGUUUCGCGUCUUUUAACAGCUGGGAUGGCUUUUUCACGCAUUUCAAUCUGCCCCGUUCGAGGCUGCAUCCACACAUAUAGCAGAUAGCCGACAGGCUUUGAGCGAUCGAUUCGCGAAUACCAUCCAGUUCUCUUUGGA